Molecule: messenger RNA, 1342 nt
Organism: Anoplophora glabripennis (Asian longhorned beetle)
Lineage: Eukaryota; Metazoa; Arthropoda; Insecta; Coleoptera; Cerambycidae
Gene: S6KL
Product: serine/threonine-protein kinase S6KL
Exons: 7
Coding region: 416-1342 (308 amino acids)
Biological process (GO): protein phosphorylation
Molecular function (GO): protein serine/threonine kinase activity; ATP binding
Source: RefSeq, a predicted model, not a curated record
GAAGAUUUAGAUCUGUAACUUUUCGAUUAUCUUAAUAAUACCAAGUGGAAUAGAUUUAUUAAAAAUAUAUAUAAAAGAAAACACCUAUUGAUUGAUGAUAAAAAUCCUGCCUGGAAGUCUGAAGCGACCUCUGACUGAUGUAUUUAUAUGACGCAUAGUCGACAGUGACAAAACAUUUGCUGCGUUUAAUUAAGGUUUACUUUUGCUCUUCAUCUCUGUCUAAUCUUCCUAUUCAGGUGUGAAGAAUAAAGAAUUGGUCUUAAGAAAAUCGAAUAGCUCCUAGAACGGCAAUCAUAUCUUAUUGUUAGAGAAAAUUGACAAAGGUUUAUUACCUGUCUUAGGGUCACCAAAGUUGAAAUGUUUAUAGGUUUCAUUUUGGAAACCAUUUGUUUCGUGGCGAUACGAGUGUAUUUUCAUGGGAAAUAAAAGUACUAAAUCAAGAAACGCAUGUAGAGGAACAAUAGACACUGUUUACAAACAGAAAGAGGAUCAUUUUAAGCAGCUAAAGGCAAAUUUUACUAGCAGUUUUAGUGGAAGAUCUUUUACAAGUGUAAGCAGCCAUCAGUCAACCUAUAGUGUAUCUAGGCCCUGGUCUAGGAUAUCCAGAAGAAGGUGGAAAGAAUCUACAUUAACUCUUCCCUACGAAUCAAGUAAAACUGCUUGGCCAGUAUCUCAACUGGAAUCAUACUUUCUACCUGAGUUUCCAGUGACAGCUUCUAUCAAUGAAAAAAGAUUUGAUGUAUUAGACGAGAUUAGUAAAGGUGCAUUUGGAAAGGUGUAUAAAGUGAAAGAUUUGGAGAAAGGACAAAUAUUUGCUCUUAAAGUUCUAUCCAAAUCUAAGAUCAUAAGUGAAAAUUCAGUGCAACAAGUUAAGGACGAGGUUCAGGUACAAAGAGUCUGUGGCCACCAUCCGUACAUAGUCAGUUGCCCUUUACACUGGCAAAGCAGGAAGCGCUUAUAUAUAGUAACCAAAUUCAUAGAAGGUGGUGAAUUAUAUUCUUUGCUGACCAGAUACAUCACACUUCCAGUUGCUUUAGUUCAAGUUUUUGUGGCACAAAUAGCUUUAGCUCUUGAUUUCCUUCACAAUGCUGGUGUGAUUUAUAGAGACCUGAAACCAGAGAAUAUUCUUUUGGAUGACGUUGGCAACAUACAAUUAAUCGAUUUUGGAUUAUCCAAGUGGUUGUCAUACGGGAGUACAACUAAAACAAUCUGUGGAACACUUCAUUACAUGGCACCUGAAAUAUUGGCUACUGAGCCUUAUGGACAUGCUGUUGACUGGUGGAGCUUGGGUGUUAUAGCUUGUGUAAUGUUAACUGGUAAGGUAAGUGGAAAUUUGAAAUAA